Molecule: messenger RNA, 2454 nt
Organism: Nematolebias whitei (Rio pearlfish)
Lineage: Eukaryota; Metazoa; Chordata; Actinopteri; Cyprinodontiformes; Rivulidae
Gene: inhbb
Product: inhibin subunit beta B
Exons: 2
Coding region: 158-1366 (402 amino acids)
Biological process (GO): BMP signaling pathway; SMAD protein signal transduction
Cellular component (GO): extracellular region
Molecular function (GO): cytokine activity; growth factor activity
Source: RefSeq, a predicted model, not a curated record
UCAGCGGAGUGACGGGACUAGAACCUCCCGGUCCGAGCAGGACUCCUGUCCGGACCUGAGACGAGUGGGACCGGGUCUGUUGGACCGGACCGGUGGAUGUCCUCAGUGCGCGCGCUGAGAACCCUUUCCUUUUGAUUUGGUGUGACGCUUUGAAGACAUGAGCUCAUACACUUUGGCUUUGACGUGUUUAGUCGCGUGCGUCGUGUCCGCGCGCUGCAGCUCGGUGAGCGCGGCGGAGGCGCACAGCUCGCCCCCGGAGUCGUGCGCCUCGUGCGGCCUCAGGACGCCGGACCAAGCGGAGCGCGUGAACAUUGACUUUGUGGAGGCGGUGAAGAGGCACAUCCUGAACCGGCUGCAGAUGAAGGACAGGCCGAACAUCACGCACCCCAUCCCGAAGGCUGCCAUGGUGACGGCGCUGCGGAGGCUGCACGCGGGCAAAGUGCGGGAGGACGGGCGCGUGGAGAUCCCCAACUUUGACGGACAGGCCGCGUUCAACAACGAGGUCCAGGCGGAGACCUCAGAGAUCAUCAGCUUCGCAGAAUCAGACAAACACACAAACCCCAAAUCUGGUAUGUACUUCCUCAUCUCCAACGAAGGCCACCAGAACCUGUUUGUGUCCCAGGCCAACCUCUGGCUGUACUUCCGUCUGCUGCCAGUGGGUCCAGAGAAGGGUCUCAGGAGGAAGAUCACAGUCAAGAUCCACUACCGGGAGGCCAGCGCACUAGGUGGUGCUGAGGGAGGUCCGGGAGGCGGCGGAGGAGGGACAGCCCACUGGGCGCUGGUGGAGAAGCGGGUGGAUCUGAAGCGCAGCGGCUGGCACACGUUCCCCUUCUCGGAGGCGGUGCGCGCCGUGUUUGGGAAGGGCAGCCGGAGGCAGGACCUGGAGGUCCGCUGCGAGGGCUGCGAGACGGCCGGCGUGGCUCCGGUCCUGGUGGACCCAGGCGACCCGUCCCACCGACCCUUCCUGGUGGUGCGUGCGCGGCAGGUGGACGGAAAGCACCGCAUUCGUAAACGAGGUCUGGAGUGCGAUGGCACCAGCGGGGGCUUGUGUUGCCGGCAGCAGUUCUACAUUGACUUCCGCCUGAUCGGCUGGAACGACUGGAUCAUUGCCCCGGCCGGUUACUAUGGCAACUACUGCGAGGGCAGCUGUCCAGCCUACAUGGCAGGUGUCCCGGGAUCGGCGUCAUCCUUCCACACUGCUGUGGUUAACCAGUACCGCAUGAGGGGGAUGAGUCCCGGCUCCGUGAACUCCUGCUGCAUCCCAACCAAGCUCAGCACCAUGUCCAUGCUCUACUUCGACGACGAGUACAACAUCGUCAAGAGGGACGUGCCCAACAUGAUCGUAGAGGAGUGCGGCUGCGCCUGAGUCCGCCGGACCAGAAUACACCAGACUCUUUUCAAAUGGUACACAUAUUCAGCAUAUAUCUGUAUGUGCACCUCAUACCGCACCGGCCCAGAGCCGUAAACACGUGUGUAUGUGUCGGUGCAAGUGUGUGUAUUUAUCGGUCCGAGUGUUCAGCCGGUCAGCGACGGGACGAGAAGGGAGCGACGAUCACCAAAUGAUACUUUUGCUCUAGUUUGCCAUUUCUAGUCAAAAAUAAUGGCCCGUUAUCUCCUCAGAAAUGAAGAUUUUUUAAAUGAAAAAAGCGCUUAAAGACAAUGACAAUAUGAGCCAAUAACAGGAUUGGCAUCAGAACCACCCUUCUCUAACCCUCUGAAGUACUUAAAGCACAUAAGAGACUUUGUUUUUCUAAAGCACUGACAAUUCAUCUGCUUCUACAACUCAGAACACCAGCACUUUCUCUCUAUGCAGACAGAAGCAUUCUGACUGUCCUCUCUGGGGGAAUCAGACUGGUCCUGCAGGAUCAAAGCAUCGACCUGAAAGGAAAUACUGGACUCCAAACAGGAAGCCAGAGCGGGUGCAGUGCCCCGCCAUCGACAACAAAGAUGGCCGAAGCGUCUCUGCCUCCUCCUGUGGUUUAGAAUUGAAGGCAAACGGUCCGGUUGUUUAGGGGUGGCACCACGUUGUGCUUUUGGAGCCAGAGUUUGUGCACUUGAGACGUGAGGCGGUACAAAGGUCCCACCGCCACACCCUCCCAACACAGGCUGUCAGUCACAGUGUAACAUGGCACUUUCUUUAAGCCUCAAAAAACUAAUUCAACCUAAACAUUUGUAGAAUUAUUUUGAAUAAACAACACAAAUGUAAGAACUACUUCAAACAACCAAAAAUAACACCUGAACAAAAGUAUCUGAAGUGCACUUUUGUUUUUUUAAUCAAUAAAAUGUCCGAUUCAUUUACAUGGAAGGGGCGGGGCUUAAAUAUUGUACUGUGUGGCUUCAACUUCCAGCUUCCGGUCCUGUUUGUAUUUAUAAACAGGGCUGGGGAGUCGCACGUCCUACAUUUACUCUUUAUUUUCACUUUGAAAACAAAUUGCAUAUCUGUAAUUAUGGUGA